This is a messenger RNA of Neurospora tetraspora, 1016 nucleotides long. RefSeq lists its product as uncharacterized. NCBI's taxonomy places the organism in Eukaryota, Fungi, Ascomycota, Sordariomycetes, Sordariales, Sordariaceae. The coding region runs from base 253 to 672 and encodes 139 amino acids. The transcript is spliced from 2 exons. The record is from RefSeq and is a predicted model, not a curated record.
GCGGGGAAUUCGGGGCGGACACACAAAGGUAAUCGCCCGUCUCACACACUCAGAUCGACCUCUUUCCCCUCUCACGAAUGUCUCGAAUCUGCAACAGAACGUGGAAGUCUUGCGUCUCCAGAUCUUGAGUUUUAGUUUCUACUGUGUAGUAUUCUCUUCUUCGCCCCCUCUCCUUAGUUCUCUGGAGAUUUCACGGCCUACUGCACCGGAUGCCGCGAAGAGUCUAGGCAAGGCGCUACCCCGGAUUUUGAGAUGUACGUACGUAAGUUGACCAACCAAUAUCACCAUCAACCGAGUUUCAGUACUCAGCAGCUACCUACCUACCUACCCACCUACUUGUUUCCAAUUGCUCUAUCUCCUUUGUCUGUUCUUUUUAGAGUUCUUAGGUACAGCAUAAGCAGGGCAGGUAGAGCUCAUAGCUAUGAAAUCCCCCGUCAAAUCGACGAUGCCUUCGUCUACCUCACCGCCGUCAUGCCACUCACCAUUUGCCCACUCACACUUCACAGUCACACACACACACCUCUACACCUCUCAGCCCACAGCUUAUGGAAUCAUUCAUGCUCUCCUUCCCGAAAUUCGUCCGCCCCUCCCCCCAUCAUCACCAAGCUCACACGCAGUAUGAUGGAACACUGCGAUCUUUUUCUCAUUCCCAUUCCUUGUGACAGAGGAUGAGUGGGCGGCAGUAGCAGGCAGGAGUCAAGCAUUUCCAUACCUUGCAAGCAUCUAGAAUACCUCCCAGGACCAGACCCCCAAAGAAAGGACUUUAAAGGCAGGUAGUAUUUAGAUAUGAGUACAUGCAUACUCCCCUGUUCGAUGGGCACUGUUACUUGUGUAGCUACGGUACCAUCUUGCGUUUCUCGGUAGACCUCUGAGUACCACUCAGGCAUUAUACCCAAGUCGGUAGCCAAGACGAAGGAUUACGAUGAUGCCAUCGCCGCGGUAACCUUGGCGAUGUAUGUACCUUCCAAUGUAUGUCGGUAAGUAUGGGGGAUAACCCGACAUGGCGGAUAGGAACG